AUGCGCAGCGCCAUCGUUCCUCUGUCUGUUCUGUGGUGGCUCUACUGCUUGUGUGACUUUCCAGCCUUCACUGGGCCGGCCCCUCCUGCCAAAGUGGUACGAAUUCCACGCUCUGCGAGCAAGAAUCCGCUCAGAUUGCCCAACGAGCCGAACCCUUUCGACUUGUUUGGCGUAAAACGCGGCACGGAGAAGGCGGAAAUCAGGAAACUCUUUCGCAAGCGGGUGCAGACUGAGCAUCCCGACGUGAAUCCUAAUGACCCCGAAGCGGCAGAGAGAUUUCAAGAGCUGGUGGGCGCUUACAACUCGAUCAUGGGUGAUGAGCUUCUGCCUGACGAGCUGAAUUUCGUGCGAGUGCAGAUGACCAAACGAUACAAGAAGGAGCUAGAGGCCGAUCAGUCUGUCAACAACGGAAUCUUCUAUGCACUGCUUCCUGGGAUGACAAUAACAGUCAUCGGCAUAUGGUUUUUUGCGAUGGAUGCACUGGGGAUGCUUGACCCUCAGACAAAGCAGCUCCUGGACGCAGUGAAGGGCAAAGGCGCGCCCUUCACUGCCGUCAUACCGAACCGCAAGAAGUCCGGGGAGCUCUUUCUGAACCUGUUGGACGUGCGGGGCCUGACGGUGGCACGAGAGACUAGGACGGGCGAGGACCUUUGGUAUUUGAUUGGCAUCCAGGCAGACGUGUCUGAACUCGGCGAAGAGGACAUGCCAGAUGAUCACUUCGAUGAGCUUCAGAAGCUCUCGGACUUCGUACGGGAAAGAUUGAUGCGGGAGCUGUCGACCUAUGCGUUGAGCAACUCGCAGGAGGAAGAUGGGCAGACGUCGCAGUACGAGCUGCUGGCGUGCCCUGUUUGGAGGCCCGGGGAUCCACUGGGCAGCCGAGGCAACAGACAUCUCACCAAGAGUUCGAAGGACCGCAAAUCGCCGUCGACAGGCCCGGCCAAAGCGUCAGCAUCCGGCAAGCUCGCGCUCGGACUUCUAGGGGUGGUCGCUUUAGGAGGUUUGGCUGCGCUGAUGUUGCAGAGGCGCCGGGGUGCCGUGCGGUGA
Molecule: messenger RNA, 1044 nt
Organism: Symbiodinium sp. CCMP2456
Lineage: Eukaryota; Dinophyceae; Suessiales; Symbiodiniaceae
Source: the annotation of a GenBank genome assembly